UCUAGAACAAUUUAUAAACAACAUCCUACUUUCCUUUUUCCGUUUUGUGCUCUAUGCCUUUUGUAUUAAACAUAAUAUGACAAAUUCAUAAGUAGCUGACUGUUGAAUCAAGUGUUGCCUCACCUCAACUAACAAAAUUUUGUUCUCACUCAUUUGCAAACAUUCACAAUUAAAUACAACUGCUUGACUGUCACUCUCUGUUUGUUUCUCUCUUAGUUUCAAAAUUAUCUCUUCUUUUCAAAAAAUUUUCUAUCAUUAUACUCUUUAUCGUAUUUUCAAUUGAUAUCUACCUGCAUAUAUUGCAUAUAAGUUAUAACCAACAACUAUAUGAAUUAUAACUGCUCUAAAGUAUUUUAGAGUGUGCUUCUUUCUGAAUUUAUGAUCUUCUCACUAAUUAUACACACACACACAAACAUAUACAUACAUAGUUUAUUAAUGUAUUCAAAGCUGAGAGAGAAAGAGACAGAAAGAGAACCACAUGUAUAUAUAUGUAUAUAUAUCUUAACAAGUGCAGAUUUACAAGAUAUAUAUAAAAAAGAGGGGAACAAGAAAGCAAGGGACAAAUUGUUGGAGACAGAAAUUUUGUAAAUACAGUUAAACAGACGAAAGUACAGAAAUCAAUGACACUCAUCUCUAAGAACAUUUCAUAUAGAAAUUCCAAUCAACUUCAUUUACAAAAGAUCUUAAUAAACAAAAACAAAAAGGAAAAUUAGUAUUUGUCAAGAAGAUCCACUUCAUUCCAUCUACCACCAUGUUACUUAAUUUCUGUUGGUGUAUUUUAGUCUUCGUCUGUCUUCAUUUUGCAAAUAUCCAGGCCACAAGUUGGGAUGUAAAAGUUUGUUAUGAUGUGGCUUACCAUUCUUCAGUUCGCAUUACAUUGAACAAUGACUAUAAAGACUUAUCAUAUGACAGCAAUCAAAAAUGCUUCUACGGCAAUUUUGAAUUAAACAGCGGAGAUAUGCCAAGUUUUAUUAAAGUUGAUCAGAAUUAUGGCUAUAAGGCACAUGUUGAAAAUCCAGAUCUUCCAGCAAAGUAUGUCGGCAACUGCUCAUCAGCUUGUAACUACAAGAAGGUGAAUUUAGAAAAAUGGGUACGUUGGAACAUUGCAGCUUUAUUCAGUGAGAUGAAUUACUUUCCUGAUCAGUUUUUCAAAAUAAAACCUGAUGUGAUACGCUAUAUAAAAUUUAGAACAAAUUCUAGAACAUCAAAUACAUCAUUCUUCCUUCCAAAGGAAAUGAAUACAGAUUCAACAAUAGAGUUAUCGACUAUUGACCAUGGAAAAUUUUGGUUAGACACAAUUGUCACACUGAAGAACAUGGAAACUUCCAAAAUAUAUUCCUGUCUAUAUCUUAAUUAUACUUCUCAAAUUCCUUUCCACGAGUGUUCAUUGAUAAAUGAUACUGUGUGGAAAAUAGAACUAACUUCUCGCCAAGAACUAAUUGGAGAUAUAAAAGAAGUACAAAUGUUUGUUAGAGUGACUGGCAGAGAAACAAACAUUUCACGAAGUCUGAUGUUCAAAAAGUUAGCUUAUCUCCCAACAUUUUCUGCUUUUACCAAUAUUGGAAAUAUAAACAUUGGUGAGAUUGAAAUAUCCUUUGGAAACAAAAACAAAUAUUUUGACAUAUCCAAAAUUGUCAUGACAAGAAUACUUACUGGUGAAGAAUAUGGUUGUGCUAACAUAGACAAGACAAAUUCUCCUGAAUAUUCUUGUAAACUCCUGAACAGCAAAGAUUGGGUGUUGAAAGUUAUUUCUCCUGAAGAACAUGAACGAAAUUUCACCGUAGAAAUAAAUCAAGACGGGUUAUCUUCUUCCUCUAGAAAGUUGUUUUGGAAACAUCUAGCUAUAUAUGGAGAUUACUAUGUUAAAUAUUUUAAUCUGAAGACAUAUGAAGACAGUGAAAUCACAAGCCUAAGAUUCAAUUUCUUUGAUAAAUCUCUGAGGAUCAGUGAAAUAAGUUUGAUCAACAAUUUCACAGAGUAUAAAUUCAAAACAACUGGAGGAAGCAAAACUCAGGAUAACUUGAUGCCAGAAUUUAUCCCAAUAACAAAAGGGAAACAAGAUGAAGAAGAGAAACAAGAGAAAAUACAUUCUACCAAAACAAUUCCCAUCAUGGGAACAGUUAUUGGCAUCUUAUUUUUGAUAAUCAUCAUUUUCAGUAUCAGAUGUAUGAUGCUCAGAAAUAGAAGAAGCAGAAGUAAUGCAUCAACACUUCAAGAUGUGGAUGAAGAUAACUGUAUUUCUAUGCAAAAUAGUACUCCAGUUCAUAUCAGUGAACCCAGUCGAAGAUUAACAUCUUCACAGCCUAACUCUCUAGACGUUAAUGAAGAUACAUAUUGCACCAUACCAGAACAUCCUAUUUAG
Messenger RNA from Octopus sinensis (East Asian common octopus), 2362 nucleotides. RefSeq lists its product as uncharacterized. NCBI's taxonomy places the organism in Eukaryota, Metazoa, Mollusca, Cephalopoda, Octopoda, Octopodidae. The transcript is spliced from 13 exons. Bases 752 to 2362 code for a protein of 536 amino acids. The record is from RefSeq and is a predicted model, not a curated record.